This is a messenger RNA of Passer montanus (Eurasian tree sparrow), 3812 nucleotides long. Its product is annotated as basic salivary proline-rich protein 2-like. NCBI's taxonomy places the organism in Eukaryota, Metazoa, Chordata, Aves, Passeriformes, Passeridae. The coding region runs from base 548 to 1903 and encodes 451 amino acids. The transcript is spliced from 2 exons. The record is from RefSeq and is a predicted model, not a curated record.
CCAUCCAUCCAUCCCUCCAUCAUCCAUCCAUCCAUGGAUUCCCUCCAUCCAUAUUUUUCCAUUAAACCACCUCUCCAAGGCUCCCUUUUAUCACAAAUCCGCCCCCAGGUAUCCCUGUCACCCUCCCGGGCACUGGGGGGGUGUCACAGCACGAAACCACAAGGCAUUCAGAGGAAAAAGAAGAAAAAUCCCCCUCAAAAAAAAAACCCCAAAAAAUCCCACCAAAAAAAAAUCUGGAGCUUUUAUUCUGCGAGCAGGAAGCGCCUGUGUCUCGGGAAGGCGACUCCACAUCCGCUCCAGCGCCAGCACAUUCCCUGGGAAUGGGAGCAGCCAGGGGUGACCCCGCUGCUGGUGGCCCCCCAGGGCUGGGGACAUGCCAGGGAUGAGGGUGGCAGUGGCACAGGUGCUUCCCAGAGCUCAACCCCCAGCUCCCCAGAGCGGAAUUCCCGGCUGGAGCUGGAGCAGCGCUCACACAACCCCACCCUGGGCUCCUUUUGGCACCACAAAGGGCAGAGCUGACCCCAAAAAGCAGCGCUGACCCCCAGAAAUGUUGUCCCCAACAGCCAGAGCCAGCCCAGCCGCGUGUCCUGAGCCCGUGGCGAGGUGCAGGAAUCAUUUCUGCUCCAGCACCGCUCCUCUGGAGGCUGUUCCUGCAGGAAGUUUCCUGUUUGUGCACACAAAGUCUGCUUGGGGACGAUCAGUGAUGAUUUUUGGCAGCAGGGCCAGCUCAGCGCUCGGCCUCUGUGCCGGGGCAGCCACCGGGGCUGGAAAGCCUCUCAGCAAGCUCCGAGCGUGGGGAGUUCAGCCGAGGACACGGCCGGGGCCGCUCCGGGAUUUUUUUUGUCGCUGGAAAACUCCAAAGGCUCGGCUGGGCUGGGAUAAAGAGCAGGGAGCAGAGAGGGUGUGGGGUCCCGGGGGUGCCGGGGACAGAGGGACCAGCCCAGGGCUUCCUGCAGCCCCCAGGGCCAGGAGGGGCUGGCUGGUGACAAACCCAACAUUUCUCCAGGGAAAGGAGCUCUGGGGCCCCCUCAUCCCAAGGGAUUCUCUGCAGAGCUCGGGGAGCUGCAGCCCUGGGGGCAUUUCCUGGACCCCUGGGCAGCAGCAUCAGGGGCUCUUUGGACCCCAAUCCAGCUCUGUCCCAGCUCCUGGCGGCUGUUUGGGCUCCUCGGGGAUGUCUUUCCACGGGAAUAAAACACCGGAGGAGGCGCACAGCAUCCAAUUAUCUGUUGGAUCUUGCAGCACCCGAAAGGGGAUUUUGGAGCCGCCCGGGCCCAGCACCACCCGGGCAGGGCAGCCCAGGAGAGCGGGACGGCUGCCGAGGGUGCUGCUCAGCCCAGGGAUGCCAUCUGCUGUUCACCGCUCUGGGAGGAGACCCAGCACGGCUCGGCCCAACCAAACCACCCAAACCUGCGGAAAUCCCCAAACCCGCCCAAAACCAUCCCGAAAUGCAGGCACAGCCAGGAGUGCCCGGCCCACCCGGACGGGGCUCAGGUCACAUCUCCGCCACCCGGAGGGUGGGCACAGCCCUGCUGGGCCAAAACCAGGGAGGUUGUGUCCCUCAGGACUCCAUCUCCCAGGCAGGUUGUGUCCUGCAGGACCCCAUUUCCCAGGCAGGUUGUGUCCCUCAGGACCCCAUUUCCCAAUUUCCCAGGGAGGUUGUGUCCUGCAGGAUCCCAUUUCCCAGGGAAGCUGUUUCCCUCAGGACCCCAUUUCCCAAUUUCCCGGGGAGGCUGUGUCCCUCAGGACCCCAUUUCCCAAUUUCCCAGGAAGUUUGUGUCCUGCAGGAUCCCAUUUCCCGGGGAGGUUGUGUCCCUCAGGACCCCAUUUCCCAAUUUCCCAGGAAGGUUGUGUCCUGCAGGAUCCCGUUUCCCAGCAGGAGCAUCCCAGGGAAGGGCAGGGCUGAGGCGCAGGCUGAGAAGGGUCAGGGGCGGGAGGUGAAUGCCACCCUCACCCUCUGGGCGUGGGGAAAAUCCCCCCCGUGCCAGGGGCACCCUGGGCUGGCACUCGGCAUCUCCAGGGAUCCUGUGGGGUGAUGGAAGCUUGGGGUUCAUCCAGAGGCAGACACCUGGAGCUGUUUUUCCCUCCUCGGGGGCUCAGAGCUGCUCGUGUCCCCCUCUCUGGAAGCUCGGGGCUCUCCCAGCUGUGGUUCUGUCACCCCCAGUCGCUGUCCCCUCCUCCAUAAAUCCCAGGGCGCUGCUCUGUCCAGGGUUUCUGGGGGCAGGAAGGGAAGGAUCAGGCUCCACAGAGGAUCCCUCCUCCCCCUGCUCCAGCCGAACAAAGCACCGAGCGCUGAGCGGGGCCCGGGAAUCAGGAGAAAAAGAGCUGGGAAAGGUUCCUUAAGGACAAAGAAAAUUCCUCAUUAGCAGCCGGGCUCGGCGCAGGGGCGGCUCACGGGGAGAUUGGCUGUGCCGGGGUUGGGCUGGAGGGGAAAGCUCCUCUCUCCCUUCAUUCCCCUCCUGUUCCCCUCCUCCUUUCCCCAGCGCUCCACAUCGGGGGAUCCCGCCUGGAAUGAGGGGAGAAGAAUCCUGACCGCCGCUCCCUCUGUCCCACCGUGUCCCCGGAGCUCCACAUGGAGCUCUUGGAGCUCCGAAUGGUGCCCUCGGAGCUCUGAAUGGUGUCCUCAGAGCUCCACACGGCAUGCUCGGAGCUCCACACGGUGCUCAUGGAGCUCUGAACUGCGUUCCUGGAGCUCCGCACGGCACCCUCAGAGCUCCGCACGGUGCCCUCGGAGCUCUGCACAGUGAUCAUGGAGCUCUGAACGGUGUCCUCGAAGCUCCACACAGUGAACUAUGUUCCUGGAGCUCCACACGGUGUUCCCGGAGCUCCACAUGGUGUUCCUGGAGCUCCACACAGUGUUCCCGGAGCUCCACACAGUGUACCUGGAGCUCCACACGGUGACAGGAGCGGCCCCAGAUGGAGAGGCGACACAGCAGGGACAGCCCGGCCUGGGACCCUUGGAGCUGUGGGGAGCAGUUCCUCCACCUGAUGUCCCCACGGAGCUGUGACAGUGACAGGAGGGGACCCCUGGCCAGCGUGGGGGUUCCUCAUGGACAGCAGUGCCAGGAAGGGCGGCACCAGGAUCCCUGGAUGUGGUUCUGGAGCAGCUGCUGGAUGGUGCUGUCCCAGCUCCAGGAGCUGCCAGCACCGUCCCCAGUGCCACUGCUGGGGACAGCCAGGGGCAGGGACAUGUUCCAGGUGGGAUUCUCCUCCAGGUGGGAUUCUCAGGAAUCAGAGGCACAGGGAUCUGUUCCAGGUGGGAUUCUCCUCCAGGUGGGAUUCUCAGCAGUCGGAGAGGCACAGAGCCCUGCUCCAGGUGGGAUCCCCACUCAGGUGGGCUUAGAUCAGGAAUCAGAGAGGCACAGGAACCUGUCCAAGGUGGGAUUCUCCUCCUGGGAGUUCCAAUCAGGAAUCAGAGAGGCACAGGGUCCUGUUCCAGGUGGGAUUCUCAGGAGUCAGAGAGGCACAGGACCCUGUUCCAGGUGGGAUUCUCCUCCAGGAGUGUUCCAGUCAGGAAUCACAGCGGCACAGGGCCCUGUUCCAGGGGGAUUUUCAGGAGUCAGAGGCACAGGGCCCUGUUCCAGGUGGGAUUCUUCCAGGAGAGUUCCAGUCAGGAAUCACAGAGGCACAGGGUCCUGUUCCAGUGGGAUUCUCAGGAGUCAGAGAGGCACAGGGUCCUGUUCCAGGUGGGAUUCCCACUCAGGUGGGUUCCACUCAGGAGUCAGAGCGGCACAGGGAUCUGUUCCAGGUGGGAUUCUCUCCAGGAGAGUUCCAGUCAGGAGUCAGAGAGGCACAGGGAUCUGUUCCAGGUGGGA